Molecule: messenger RNA, 492 nt
Organism: Candida albicans SC5314
Lineage: Eukaryota; Fungi; Ascomycota; Pichiomycetes; Serinales; Debaryomycetaceae
Exons: 1
Coding region: 1-492 (163 amino acids)
Source: RefSeq, a predicted model, not a curated record
AUGCCCAUACAACCAUUGCAAUCUAGCACUAAGACGACUCUCCUGGUGAACAACACUGCCUUAACGUAUUUGAUUCUUAACUCCAAUAUAAAACUUACUCAGAAUCAUAUAUACAAGAUACUAGGAUUGUGUUCUGAAAAUGCAUUUCACAUUGAAAUCUUUAAGCUGCUCAUCCAAUUAAUCAACUCAGCUGCAAAUUCAAUAUUCUGCUCCAUCAGAGCCCAUUCACUAUCACAAUAUCCUUUGACAAACAUACAGUACAUUAGCUAUAUGAUUGCAGAUGAGUUUCCAGAAAUAUUCUACGUUCCCAUUGCAAAAAAAGUUGAAUUCGAAAUUAACAAUGGUGUGUCAGUGUUAGUGGACAAGUGGUCCACUGAAACAGUCACCUUAACUGUUAACCGGUCAAAGUACAAUGAAAUGUGGAUCAUCACAUACUUGUUAAAAACAGAAUUUGAAAAAAUAAUUCAACAAAAAAAAAAGAAGUUUAAAUAA